Molecule: messenger RNA, 6218 nt
Organism: Bombyx mori (domestic silkworm)
Lineage: Eukaryota; Metazoa; Arthropoda; Insecta; Lepidoptera; Bombycidae
Gene: Fife
Product: regulating synaptic membrane exocytosis protein 2
Exons: 21
Coding region: 326-3253 (975 amino acids)
Biological process (GO): calcium ion-regulated exocytosis of neurotransmitter; regulation of synaptic plasticity; regulation of membrane potential
Cellular component (GO): presynaptic membrane; cytoskeleton of presynaptic active zone
Molecular function (GO): transmembrane transporter binding; small GTPase binding
Source: RefSeq, a predicted model, not a curated record
GGCGGGCGGGUGGCACGUAACAAGUGAAACGGCCCCGGGAGCAACAGUCUGCCGCAGCCCGGCCACGCGGCCUCACAUUACCACCAUAAGUGCACUCAACUGGAUAACAACGCGCUCUUCGCGUAAUUGUUAUAUCAAGCUCUUUGAUCGGUACACGCAGAUAAUUAACAGACUGACAUCCUUAAAGUAGAUUCAAAAUCAGUGAAUAAAAUGUCGUGCUUUAUUGGUGAAGUUCUCAUCCCUGACUGAAUCAAGUCGCUUGUGCAGUGUACCCAGUGGGGUGAUGAUGUGAUAUUGUAGUAACGAAGCAAGAACAGACCGCAACAUGCUCCCAACCAACGUGAUGUCUUUUAUGAAGAAGAUGGUGGCGACCGAAGACACGACAAGUACUGUGCCUGGGCAGAUAGAAUCGCCAGGCACUUUCGGAAAACUACGCCAAACACUUUCUUCAUCGUUACUCAACGCCCAAGACAAAGUAACAAAACUAGGCCCAAAACAAGGAGUGACGGAAAGUGCGGUCGAACCAGCGCCGACCCCACCACCAGGCCAGCCGCCGCCCGCCGCGCAACCUAAAACCGAGCGCGAGCCCGGCAAAGCUCCGUCUCGUGCUGGUGCUUGUCGCGUCUGCUUGAAGGCACUGAAGCCUGGUGAGGUGUUUCAUGUCUGCAACGGAUGCCAGCAUCGCGUUUGCGAGGACUGCUCGUCAUAUUCGAAGCCGGCUAGUGACGAUGAAGCGAACUCAUGGAGGUGCUCAGUGUGUCGUCGAAAGGCAGCCCCGCGACUCCCACCGGCCGCGCAGGACAGCACAGAUUCUCUGUUGGAUGUGCCGGUACUGGACGCACUGCAGCGACGACAUUCAGAAGCUCGCCUCGGCAGCGGAGGCUCUGGGUCCGGCCUCGCACCGCCGCGCUCCCCAGAACUGCGUCGGCACUCUGACGUGUCACCGGCCUCACUCAAGGAAUUGGAAAAAUUGAAGGGCGGCGGGAGCGCUACCCCAGCGGCGUCCGAGUCCCGGCGUCCCAGCGCAGCUACCCCAGUGCGCAGACGCUCCGUGCGAGCCCCUCGACAGCGCUCUGUAGACGAAGACCAACACUCUCCCGUGCAUCAGCCUGUUCUGGCUGCACCACCUCCUAUGUCUAGAAGAGCGUCAGCAGUAGAUGUGGUGGCGGGAGCGGGAUCACGUAGGAGCUCCUAUCGCACGGAAGAUGACUCACCUCCCCAAAUAUCGGGACUGAGUGUCGACGAGGACAGACCGAUAAGACGCCGCGGCAGUCAGCUACCAGAUAUAGCUGCGCUACAGCAGCGUACGGGUGCAUUAAGUGCAAUGGCGUCUCUGGCCGGCCGCUGUCCUGAGCCGACCGUCGAUUCUUCAGUCGUGUCAGCCGCGGCUGCAGCCGCUGCUAGGCAGAUGUCCGUCGACGCAGAAGCUAUAAAAAUCGUCAUCCACGACGUCGACGAUCGCACACCGCGACGCGUCAGCCUGCGCCGCGAUCCCAAUGACAAGGGACAUAGAUCACGGGGUUUUGGGAUGCGCGUAGUCGGCGGCAAGCCAGACGCGAGCGGACGCCGCGAGGCCGUCAUAGUGUGGACAGUCCCGGGGAGCCCUGCCGACCUCGCGGGACUUCAGCAAGGCGACAAGGUAUUGGAAUGGGACGGAGUUCCACUGACUGAGCGUAGCUUCGAGGAAGUGUGCGCGGUGUUGGAGCGCGGCGGUGACAGCGUGGAGGUUCUGGUGGAGCCCGCCCCGCAGCUGGACGAUCCGCCGCUGACUACUCAGCCGACGUUACACCAUCACGCAUUAUACGAACCUGAAACCGACAAAUCUCCAUCGUCGCCGACUCGACGGAAAUUGCCGAAAACCCCGGAACAAGACCGCGCGGAGAGGGCUCGUGAGCGUCCAUCGGCACGCGCUCAACUGCAAGUCUGGUUCGAGAGUGAAAUCCGAAAGCUAGUGGUCGUACUCAUUGCAGCCGAUGACCUGCCGCCACGAGACUACACUUUGGGAUACGGCGACGAACCAGAAGCUUUUGCCAGAAUACGACUAUUGCCCUCACUAGAAAGUUGUCCUCCAGUGGAAACCGAUCCAGCUUCAGCAUCAUGCAGCCCCGUGUGGAACGCUACACUGGGCUUCGGAGGCUUAACAGCAGAUUUACUGGCUGGAAGAGCUCUCGAGCUAACUCUCUGGGACGCUUGCCCUGGAAUAGAUCCUGUUUUGAUUGGAGAGUGCACCAUGGAGCUGGAGAAAGCGUUUGCAGAGGAGCGCGCAGUCUGGUGGACGCUGGAGGAGCGCGGGACUCGGUCCGCUAAUGCGUCACCGCGAGGCUCGCUAACAGGCGCCCGGGCUCUGCGCCGUGGUGACUUCGCAUCGCAACGAUCGAUUUCUGAUGAUGUUGACUCAAUCGGGGAAUGUGCGUCCCUUCUGCAUCCCGACCACGCUUGGGUAGCCGGCUCUCGUCGAGGAUCUUCUCAAUCCGAAACAUUGGAAGUAGAAGUCUACCAGCUCGGAAAAGACUUUUCUCGAUCUUUGCCUGGAUCGCGUCGCUCUUCUUUCCAACAACAAGAAAAAGACGGCGUUGGCGAAGUGGUGCCGCGUCGCAACGAGCGUCGCCGGUCGUCGUGCGUACGCCGUGACCCGGACGACAUCCUGCGCUCACUCCGCGCCGUCAAGGGAGAGCUGGGCCGUACCCUCUCCCUCUCUGGCUCCACCGCCAGGCGCACGGCGACGGGCCGCAAGGGCAGCAUGUGGGCGGCGGUGCCGGCGGCUGCGGCUUGCGACGCGCUCGCCGACGACGAAGACGUCGUGCCGCUCGGCCCGGGACAGCUACCUCCACGAAACGCACACUUGCCUCCUCUACACGCAGAAAUGAAUAUCAGCAUCAUUAUGAUCAAGGGACAACUGGAACUCGAGGUAUCUCAUGCGAGGCGAGUGUAUGGCGUGAACGGUGAAGUUCCGGACUCGUAUGUUAAAUGCUAUCUGCGAGACGGCGACAAAUGGCUACAUAAACGCAAAACACGCGUCAUCAGACGUACGACCGAGCCUCACUUUAAGCAAACCCUAAAAUAUCAAGCGAGCGAGGCUCUUGGUCGUACUCUGGUGGUGAUGCUGUGGCAGCGUUGCGGCGGAUUCGAGCACAACCUGGCACUGGGCGGUGCAGAGAUAUGCUUAGAUAAGUUGACGCUGCCACAGCGCACUUAUGGCUGGUACCCACUAUUCCCGGCCACGUCCUUCGCCGCUGACGAGUCGCCAGACUGAUCCAGGGAGCCGUCGCCGGAGCGCCGCGAUGACUACUAGCGCACCCACGACGGCCUACAAACCUGUAUACCACUUAUCAAUCGUAUUACAUAUCACUUAUCAAUCGAACUCAAGUUACACUAGAUCUUAAUCAACAUCAUCAUCAGCCUUUAUCUGCCCACUGCUGAACAUAGGCCUUCUCCAAUGCCUUCCAAAAGAUUUUUUUUUUUGGUCAGGAGGAAAUCGCCGGUCUUCCGCCCUCCCCUGGGGAUGGAGGGCGGGGCAUGUCGGAGUCGAACUGACUAAAACCUCCUGUCGCUCAACAACCCGCGUCCGAACCUCGCAUGAGACUGAACCCAUGAAAACGCAAAGGGGGGAGAGUGAAGCGUUUAGUGCGGAGCACAUCACUCCCAUCACCCUCCCCCUUCCAAAAGAUCUUAAUGCAUUAAAAUAAUUACAAAACCUAGCACAAAUCGCGACAGAUAAAUAGGUCUAUUUUAAUUUGAUUUCCUCAAAUUUUAUUUCAUUCUAUUACACUAUACAUCUUAUCGACAAUUAUGAGACAAGAUGUCGAUGAACAAAUGAUGAACAAUCGAUGUUACCUAACCUAGUCUAAGCCUAGGAACCUAAAUAAAACGAACAAAGCGACAUAUGUCUUCUAUUGUCAGAAAUGAUGAAAAACCACACGUUUCAAUUUGACCACAAAUUUGAACGCUCGUGCUAUGUCAUACGAUUGAUAAAAUACCGCAAAACCGCGUUGCUUAUUUCGCCGAUCCCACUGCUGCCCUAUGUGGAUCGAUAAAUACAUAAUAUGUGUAAAUAUUUUCAGGAAUUGCUAAAUAUAUUAAAAAUGUAAUCGUAUAUAUGAAUUACGUAUUGUCUUCUUCGACAGAUCCCUAAAUGCUUAUAUAAUAAUUAAAACGUUUCUCUUAGGGCGUACCUUUUUAAAAAUCUGUCACUUUUUAGACCCUCUUCAAUUACAAACAUUUACAAAAAAUUGUAGUAGAUGGCAGUAGAAAAAACCGACAUAAUAUAUCUUUAACUUUGAAAAUUGAUGUGCCCUUGAAAAGUCCUUCGAAAUGUUGUAUAACUCUGUAGAAAACAUUCCAGAUAGUGUAAGAGAUUAUGUGUGUAGUUACAAAAAAAAAAAAACAUAUUACAUUGUAGUGUGAUCGUACCAAACUUGAAAUAAGUGUUUCUCAUAGAGUAUAAAAUAUUUAAAUUUAUCAAUCAAUAGUUUUAGUGUAAACAAGAUACAUUAGACCUUGAGACUAUCACUUUUCUACGACUUUCGAUUAAGAUUUUGUAGCAUGUAAAACACGUCAUAUAAAUUAAAUGCAUUUAACUUACCGUCUUAGAAAAUGUAAGAUUUCAUUAACUAUUUAUACCUACUCUCUUGUAAAUGACAUAAUCAAAUAACCCCACUUUAAACUUUGCCUUAUGAUCUUUAAAUAUACUUCUAAAGUUACUGUAGUCAGUAAGUGCAUAUAGAUACUAUUCUUCAAAGGUUGUGCUUUAGUGAAGUUCUCAAAUGAACCCAUCCCUUUUUAUAUACUAUCACUCCAUUAAUAUUGUGAAUCCUAUACUUAUAAAAUUAAAUAAGAACUUUAUUUUUCAUAUUUCUACGCACAAACCUCGUGAUAGGAAUUAACUAGUCUUACCUCUAAGGUCAAACACAGCUCUGAAGCAGCAUACUGUAUCUUAAAUAGAUUAUACGAUUUCAAAAUCUGCCAUAUAUAUGUAGAUGUUAUAGCCAAUAUGGUACAUUGUAGUGAAUUUUACAUUUAAAAAUAAAUAUUAUGUAAUUUCUUGUCAUUAACGUACGUAGCUACGAGAGAUAGUGAGCCGUAGAGAGAAUGUUCUCUCCGAGUGAAACAGCGGCCGCCACGUCACAACCGGCCUAGAGCUCUUUUAGUUAGAAACAUACAAAUUUAUAUUUAGGUAUUUCAAUGUUUACAUUAUUAUUAAUAUUAUAAUAUAUUUCGAUUAUUGGUGUUAGAAACUAACUACAUAUCCUAGCGGGAAAUUUGUAAUAUUUUCUAUGUGUGUGAUCUUCCACUAUGUAGCUUCGAGCUCUCAGCUCCUUCGACAAUAUUAUCACGCACUGCACCGAGCAUCGUAGAGCUUACUCCGAGGCGACGCUCGAUUCGAUUUAUUACACUUUUUCAUUCAAAACGAGGUUGUACAUUUCCGAAGAGAGAGAUUUUUUAUCAUUUAAAACAGGUAUUAUUCAUAUAUUUCAAAAGUAUUUAAAAAUUCAUAUUUCUAAAAUAUGUAACGAAUGUACUAUUUACAAUUCUUUAUAUAUACAUAUUAAUUUCACAAAACAUAUAUAUAUUUAUAAGUAAAUAUUUACUAACAUAUUGACGGUAUAUAAAAUGUAAUACAAACGAAUCCGACAUGUCGGAAUCGAUAAACAAUAUACGCUUAUUAUCUUGAUAUUUUAGAAUAAUGAUGAAUGCUCUUACAUAAGCGAAAAUAUCUUUACGUGCCUCGACAAAGAUAACAGUGGGCCCCUCUUUUCUCUACGAACACAUAUCCGAUGUCGGUAAGAGUGCAUACGGUCCAUCUUGAUUAUCUAAUAAUACCGUAACUUAAAGUACGAAUAAAUAAUCAAUGUGAUAACGUAUCGGAUAUCAUACUGUGUAUAUGUAACUUUCUUACUUUAAACUUUAGACGAUUAUUCCUUCUUAGCCCAUCUGAAUUUUUUUCAGUGCAUUCUCUAGUUGACAUUGAAAUGCUUGAAUGGCGGACACGGCCUGCCCCAUUAUUAUGUAAACAGUUACACAUUUAAUGCGAAAUGUAAGAAAUACAAUUACAAGCAACUCUAAAAUCGGUUCCAACAGAUAUUUUCAUAGACAAUUCCAACAAAUAGCAUUUCAAUGUUAAUUGUGGAAAGCAAUGUAAUCAAAACUUUUAGUCGUAAGAAAUGUGUCAAAGAAUAUUAUUUAAAUAAAUGUGAUAAAAAGAGUUUACGAUAGCGAAA